Molecule: messenger RNA, 907 nt
Organism: Labeo rohita (rohu)
Lineage: Eukaryota; Metazoa; Chordata; Actinopteri; Cypriniformes; Cyprinidae
Product: GTPase IMAP family member 2-like
Exons: 3
Coding region: 206-907 (233 amino acids)
Molecular function (GO): GTP binding
Source: RefSeq, a predicted model, not a curated record
AAUGUAAAUGUGACAUGUAACACUAAAUGAUAGUUUAGUUAUGAAUGUAAUUAAUACAUGAGCUGCGGUAACACUGAGUUUCACUAAUAUUGCUUUAAAAACACAAUCUCUGAAAUCUCGAACUGGACAAGGAACAGUAAGGAGUCAGAGCAGUUGAUCGAAUGAAGGCUAAAGAAAUAGGCGGAGAAGUGAAGAGAAUAUCAAAAUGUCCAGCACAGUUGACAGAGUGACUGUUGCCCACAAACGUGCUCUCAAUAGAAGACGGAGUAGACAGAACCCUCCUCAAUUGAGUGAUCUGAGGAUUGUUCUGCUGGGGAAGAAUGUGUCUGAAAACAGUCGAGUGGGAAACUUCAUAUUAGGACGGGCAUCGUUUGACAGUGAAGCUCCUACAGAUGUUAUAGAGAGAAUCGUAGGAAGACUAAAAGACAGACAUGUGAUGAUCAUCAACAGUCCUCAGCUGCUUCAGCCACAUCUGUCAUUAUAUCAGAUCACACAGAGGGUGAGAGAGUGUGUGUAUCUGUCUGAUCCAGGACCUCAUGUGAUCAUUCUGCUCCUCAAACAUGAUCAGUGUUCAACAGAAGAUCAAGAGUGUGUGGAGAAGGUGCUGGACUCUUUCUCUGAGCGGGUUUUUCAACACACCAUGGUGAUCAGCACGCAAGAGCCCACUGAAACUAAUGAAAUCCUACAAAAAAUAAUUCAGAAAUGUGCAAACAGACACUUCAAUCUUCAGAAAAGCAGCUCUCCUGAUGAUCUUCUGCAGACGUUUGAGGACAUUGUACGAAUGAAUGAUGGACAUCACCUGAUUUGUGCUGAAUAUGACAGUUCACAGUGUCUUACAAUAAAGCAACAAGCCAUAGAAAGACGUGAGUGUGAUUUCAAACUGAUUUUUAAUUAUUGUUCAAAGUGA